GUACGAGAAAGGCUGACUUGAGACCUGGAUAGAUAUCUGCAAUUUUGAAGACAUUUUAGAGGAUAUCCUAAGAAAGCAUAUCUUUCAGAGGACGAAACAAUAUGGAUGCAGAUCAGGACAUCGAUGACGAUACGCACAUCUGUCUCAAAUGCCGGACAACCAUUACUGGUUUGGACAACUACGUCAAACAUCGGAAAUCCGUUUGUGCCACCAGUAAUUCCACCAGCCGUCCUCAGAAUGCUCCUAUCAAAGUUGACGUCGAAUCUGUUCCAAAAGAUUGUACCACGACUCCAGAACACAUAGACAACAAUCCCAACCUCAAAGCAGAUGACUUCUUUUCUUCACUGGAACUCCAAAGUAGUGCUAAGAAAACUACAGUAAAUUCCUCAGGAAAUUCCGUCAAAAUUGCCUGCGGUGUGGUAACAAGAAGCAGGGCUUCCGCAGCGAUUCUGGCCAACACUUCGUCACGUGACGCCCAGUUCACAAGUCAACAGAAAAGUGACAGUGAACUUCUUGGGAAUAUGGCGACGGAACUAUUUUCCGCACCAACUGACUUGGACACUGCAGCAAGCACGUGUCUCAUGAAGACGGAAAGUCGCGAUAAUAUCAUGCAGUCAGCUGUGGACAGAAGCUAUCUCGAAGACUCAGCUUGUGAGGAGGAAUCUAAUGAAGAAUAUGAAGAUGAAGACGAGGACGAAGAAGACGAUGGUUGUCCGCCGAGGUCACAUACUGGAGGAAAAUGGAAGCCUGGAGACUUGACGAGAGGAUCCCCGCCGUCUUGGACAAGGACGUCGUCUUCUUCCACACACGCUGAAGAAUAUCGAGGGAGUAGUAGUACAGGAGGGUGGAGUCUACUCCUCGAAGAGUGCGCCGGAAGUUCUGCCGUCGCGGCAGACCCCCCGCCACAUUUCACUGGAGGCAAAUGGAAGCCCACUCUACCGAAUCAGGCUGUCAUUCGCACACAACAGGGUUGCCGUGGACAAAAUUCAGACGAAGAAGAUGAUGUGCUUCAUGAAAACACUGGAGAAAGAAACUCUAAUGCGACUGGAAUGAAUGAUACCACAAUAUCUCGAGUACCUCCUCCAGGUCACACAAGUGGUAAGUGGGUACCGGGAAAGCAGGUCCGUCUGGAUGACAGUGUAGAAGACGCUGGUAUCACAGAGGGUGGCAGUAUGGGCAAUAUGUUGUUGAUUCCACCUCUCCGGAAGUCAGGCAGCACCAUUCAGUAUUGGUGUGGAUCGUGCAACAGGCGACUGAGCUCUAGGACUCUCUACGAGAGGCAUUUGUUAUCAGAACUGCAUUUCAAAAGAACUCUACAAGAGCGGGAGCUAGAAGAAGACCCGCUUAAGGCGCAGAGCGACUCGAAUGACAGGGGAAGUGAUAAGAGGACAGUGAGGCGAACCGAAGUAUACCUCAACAGCGAACUUUGGUCCCGUAGCAAGAGACGAAGGCUGAACUCCGGGACAAUUUCAGGUCCCGUAAGGAAACCGAAAAGACGCCGCGACGAGGUGCAUUGCGAAGUCUGCAGCUCCAAAGUGUUAAGGCACUUGCUGGGAAAACACUUGGUGUCACAUUACCACUGCCGGAAGGCGAGGUCAGGCCAUCCACAAGCUGCAAGUCUUGUGCUGGACAAUAUCCACAGUGUGGUGCGCCAGGCACCCUUCCAAUGCAGCCCUUGCAAGUUCUACUGCAACACCGAGGCUACCUUCAAGCAGCACUGGACCUCCCGGGAGCACGAGCGUACCGACACCAUGGUGAGCGGUCGUUACUGGUGUUCAUUCUGCAAGUACGAAUGUGAAAGCUCUGUAGAUAUGAAGUGCCAUAUUGAGGGUCCAGUGCACCAGGAACUUGUUGCCGUCAUCAACCGAUCAGUUCCCAUAGUGAUCCGCAAGCGGACAGUCCUUUCCUGUGGCAGUUGUGGCGAAGAGUUCCGAUACAACGCGCAGCUAAGGAGGCAUGUUUUGCGGGCAGGACACCACGACUCCAGCACCAGCUCUGACGUGUACCAGGAGCGUUUUUGCUGCUCCGACUGCCGCUUCGUGGGAAGCUCGAGUGCCUCUCUGCAGCGCCACAUUCUUCACACGCACAAAGCGGAGAAGAAGGGCGCCUACUUCUGCAGUGCAUGCUCCCUGAACUUUGAUUCCGCGGAGGAAGCUGCUCUGCACCGUCGGAGUCAGCAGCACAAAUACUCGGCCCUGGCAAGUAGAAGGGACAGGGGACUGAGUGAAGAAGUCCUCACGAAGAACUGCCCUCACUGUGGAGAGAAAUUUGAAAACGUAUUGCAAUUAAAGACGCAUCUUCGUGAGCAGCACGCCGAGUUCCCGUACAGGUGUGCGCGUUGUGGGAUGACGUUCACAUUGCCUCAGGAAGUGUCUCGUCACGUCAGAGAGUCAGCAUGCGUCUUCAGGACCGACAAAAUCAAAUCGGACUCGCCGUCAGACGGAAAGCAGGUGCCGGAGAAGGUUCCAGUGCCGAGUACUUCUGCAGACAGCAACAAAAAUGAGGAGGACGGCGAAUGCAGAUUUGUAACGUGCAGUCAGUGCUCCUACCGCACUGAGUCACAAGCUGAGCUCCUCUUCCACGAGGUCCUGCACGGAGAAUCGAUUACCGAUUCGUCUAGUACAGAGACCGGUCUUGGAACUACCACCAGCCAGGCUCAGAAGGCGAUGAGGUACCAAUGUCCCUUGUGCACGCGAGUGUUCCGCAAGGCGACGCUACGAUGCCACCUCAGAACCCACACACAAGAACGCCCGUUCGUGUGUACCUUUUGUUAUCGUGGUUUCGGACACAGAUCGUCCAUGAUCACACACGUGAAACAAACACAUCGCACGGAGACGAGUAUCGCGUGCGAGGAAUGUUCCUUCAAGACGACAAACAAGACCUCGAUGGACCGGCACAGGCUGAGACAUACCCAGCGCAACAAAUCCUUCUUGUGCGCUGUGUGCGGAGCGAAUUUCUUCCUCAAGAACACACUACAGCAACACAUGAAGAUACACACUGGGAAAAACUUCAAGUGUCAGCAUGAGGGUUGCAUCUUCGCCUGUAGGUCUCAGGCCGAGCUACGCAACCAUCAGCAGGUGCACUCUGACCACCGGCCGUACCACUGUGACACAUGCACCUACUCCGCCAAAACCAAGCCUCAGUUGCUCAGGCACCACACAGUGCAUCUGGUGCAAAGGCCCCACCAAUGUCCGCACUGCCCCUUCGCUGCCAGGAUAGCAUCACAUCUCCGGCGUCAUCUUCGCUUGCACACGGGUGCCAAACCCUACCGCUGUCCCUAUUGCCCCUACACGUGCAACAUUCUUGAGAACCUUAGAAAACACGUUCUGUCGACCAGCAAACAUCCCGGGAAACAUCUGUAUGAAUGUAGGUUCUGCGAAACAGGGGAUGCGUUCAAAUCUAACCUGGCUCGUGAUUUUCGGGCACACCUCGUCACUGCACAUCCUCACCACUUCGGAUCGGCUCUUCUGGCAGCGUCCUACGUCGCCGGUAUAUAUGACGCAAACGACGAUCCCAAGUUCGUCGAGAAACCCAUUCAACUGCAGCCGCGCUGGAAAAGGAGUAAGACUAGGGCUGUGACGACAGGCGACGACGAAUGCUUCAACAAGGUCGACGAGAGAGGCCACUGUGAUCCAAACGAGCCUCAAGUUCUGUCAGCUCGCAUUGAAACUUCUCCCAACAAGAACCCUGAAAGCUCCACGGAAACUCAAAUGCGGACUAAGAAUUCCCUGCCCCUUUCAACUAACAAAACCAACCUAGAACAGCCACAAGUGAACCCACAUGAAUUGCUUUCCAUGGUUGUCGUCACCGACCCUACUGAUGACGUCAUCUACAUCCAGCUUCCUCCAGAUUCGGAAAGAGAAGCAAUGGGACGAUACUGUGAGUCCGUUCUCUUCCCUACCGAAGGCGAUGCGUUUUUGUCUGUUGGGGAUUUCAACAAACGACGAUCUUCAGGAGGCGACAGUAGCAACAGUACUGGCUGUGAGACCACUGUUAUGCUUCCCCUCGAGGCGGAAGAAGUUAAAGAAGUAGGCAGAACAGACCAAGUUAAGGAUGGUGAGCAAAUGGUUCUUAUCAAGGGGACUACAACAGAGCAGCGGCCUCAAAGGAACAAUGACCUUGACAAAGAGAUGACUGUGAUAGAAGUGCCAUCUGCUGGUGCUGACCAAUACACGAGUCUUUCUCAACAUGAUAUGGAAGAGGGACACGGGCAAGAAGAACCUGAGGGUUACCAUAGAGUGUUAGCGCAGACACUAGAGGGUUCUGCCCCUGAACAGACGACCACAGCGCAGCAGCAACAGCGGUACCUCGUCAUUUUCAAAUAAAGUCUCGGUUCUCCGAUUAGGCUGCAUAACAUAAUAUGCACUAUGUUUCUCUGCUAAUAGAACGCGGACAUUCAAAUCCUGACACUCGUAACGAUUUUAAACUAAUUCCAUCCACCUGUUUUCCUCACAGCCACUUCCCUUAAUGUGGCCUUUUUCAAAUCAUAUCACUUCCUCCUCAGUAUUACAACUGGCCGCUUUCCAAAAGAUUUCCUCCCCAAAAAUUCUACAAGGAUUUAGCCCAUCCAAGCUACGCGUCCAGCUCAUUGUAACCUUAAUAUCACGUUAUGUUCUGGAAAUAAGAUUACUAUUUGUAAGAAGUACAGGUAUUACCUUUCCUAGUCCGUCGCUUGAAAAGUAUGACACCUUUGUACAUGUGUGUGUGUGUGUGUGUGUGUGCAUGUAAUUAUAAAAUUUGAAACUCGCAAUGAACGUGGCUUAGUCGUUACACAUGUUUGUCUUUGUAUUGUAUAGAGUGAACUACUUCAUGACACAAAAAGCAUUUCAGAAACUAUUCCUAGUGUUUGAUUUCUCGAAUUUCCGACAUAAAAUAACCGGGACACAAUUUAACCUUAACGCAAUGUUCUACUUUGCAGCAUGAUUGGGGGGAGGGGGGGGGCAUGUAUAAGGUAAGUACCGGAUCUGCAGUCAGCACCGCGCCAUGUGACAAGAGACAGACGAAUGCGACAUGAAUGAUUCUUCAUUUCAUUGCAAUUUGCAUAAAUCCUUCCAGAUAAAACCUAUCUCGCCAACAAGCCACGUUUUGCUUUUACAAAAGGCAUUAUGUAGCCAAUAGUUACAUCUGUAAGUUAUUAGGUCAUGGUUUAUUUAACGACACUACAUCAAGUGUAAAAUGACGGAACAUUAACACUUGAAAUCGAAACUCAUCUAAAUAAUAUUUAAAUAUUCAUUUUAUACCUCAAAGGAAACAAAACGCGUCUACAUACAUAAUUAAAUUUGUCAAUGCUCUUUAAGGAAAUCGUCAUGAUUUAUUCUGGGAAUCAUACGAAACCCGUCUGUGGGAAAAAAAUUAAGUUACUAAAUAUUA
This is a messenger RNA of Zootermopsis nevadensis, 5370 nucleotides long. RefSeq lists its product as uncharacterized. The record is from RefSeq and is a predicted model, not a curated record. Gene Ontology annotation, molecular function: zinc ion binding; nucleic acid binding. NCBI's taxonomy places the organism in Eukaryota, Metazoa, Arthropoda, Insecta, Blattodea, Termopsidae.